CAGCUACUGCUUUCUCCUGUGCUGCAAGUAAAUCAAGAAUUGAUGCUCAAGAUCCUAUCUUUGUGAUACUUAAACCCUAAUUUUCCCGGCAAAAUCACCCCCCAAUUCCCAUGGCAAAUGCUUGGAAAAAAGACAAACCCACUAAAAUCCUCACCUCCAAAACCCUAAUUCUCUUCUCCUCCACUUUUCUGAUCCUCCUCACAUACCUUUACCUCACAUUCCACGCUUCAAAUCCAAACCCUAGUUUCCACUCCAAAACCCUAAUUCACAGCCCCUCAAUUCAGCCCUUCGAUUGCUACAAUUCACCUCAAGCUCACCCUGUCAUUGCCAGCGUUGUUGAGGGACUCAAAUACCCUUUUCUUUAUUCACUCUCUGAUUUCGGAACUUUGCCCGAAAAGCCUCACAAGAACAUUGUUAGGAUCUUGAAAGGGAAAAUGUUUCGAAAGCCCGAUAUAUCGGGCACGGUGCAGGAUUAUUUGGAGGAGAAGAAGGGGGAGGGAGAAAUGGGGGUGUUUGUUGAUGUUGGUGCUAAUGUGGGUAUGGCUUCGUUUGCGGCUGCGGUUAUGGGGUUUAGAGUUUUCGCAUUUGAGCCUGUGUUUGAGAAUUUGCAGAGGAUAUGCGAGGGGGUGUAUUUUAAUCGGGUUAAGGAUUUGGUUACUGUUUUUGAAGCGGCCGCGUCUGAUCGAGUUGGGAAUAUUACUUUUCAUAAGUUGGUUGGUCGGCUUGACAAUAGUGCAGUUUCAGCCUCUGGUGCAAAGUUGGCUUUUAAAUCCAAUGAGGAGAUUGCCAUUCAAGUAAGGACUAUUCCACUUGAUGAAGUCAUUCCAGAAUCUGUACCCGUUAUUCUUCUUAAAAUAGAUGUCCAGGGAUGGGAAUAUCAUGUACUUAAAGGAGCUACAAAGUUGUUAUCAAGGAAGAAAGGGGAAGCCCCAUUUUUAAUAUACGAGGAAGACGAAAGACUGUUGCAAGCCAGCAACAGUACAUCCAAAGAAAUUAGAGAGUUCCUGCAUAGUGUGGGUUACCAUCAUUGUACGCAGCAUGGUACUGAUGCCCAUUGCACCAAAAUGGAUUAAGUUCAUACCAAUUAUUGCUUCAGACUACCAUAAGUCCAUGAUCUGUGUAUAACUUAGCCACUGAAAUCAAUUUUUGUCCUUGUUGAUGCUACUGUCAGAGUUUCAGCUGGUUGAAUGAUGAUUGACCAUGGCAUACAGUAUAUUCCUUCGACCUUGCUGAUGCCACGAGAGGACUGUUGAUAGCUAUGUUGGACCAAAAAGAUUCAGCCACAAAUGAUUAAAACCUUGUAGGCUGUAGAUGGGCGGCCUUCUACGACAUUUUUGGGUAUUUUCAAUUCUGUUUAUAGCGGAUUGACAACUCUUACAUAGAAUUAAAUUAUGCAUUUUGCCAUUUGUUCAAGAUUUUACGGUUCCCGCAUUGAACAAUAGUAUGGUGUAAUGUUCUCUUCACAUAAAUAAUAAUAUGGUGUAAGAUUUUACAGAAUUAUAUUAUUAAUAUUAUAUUAACUUUUAUA
Messenger RNA from Daucus carota subsp. sativus, 1528 nucleotides. RefSeq lists its product as uncharacterized. Bases 111 to 1073 code for a protein of 320 amino acids. NCBI's taxonomy places the organism in Eukaryota, Viridiplantae, Streptophyta, Magnoliopsida, Apiales, Apiaceae. The transcript is spliced from 2 exons. The record is from RefSeq and is a predicted model, not a curated record.